Messenger RNA from Daphnia pulicaria, 1376 nucleotides. Its product is annotated as reticulon-4-interacting protein 1, mitochondrial-like. Gene Ontology annotation, molecular function: oxidoreductase activity; zinc ion binding. Gene Ontology annotation, cellular component: mitochondrion. Bases 115 to 1260 code for a protein of 381 amino acids. The transcript is spliced from 5 exons. The record is from RefSeq and is a predicted model, not a curated record. NCBI's taxonomy places the organism in Eukaryota, Metazoa, Arthropoda, Branchiopoda, Diplostraca, Daphniidae.
GGUUUGUUAUGUAAUAAUAGACGACAAGACAGUAACGUUCAUGUUCCACACGUGUAUUUGUUAUGAAACGAUAGCAAAACGUUGAUUCACUCGUACCAAUUGGGACUUGACAUAAUGUUCUUAAAAUCAUCUAUUCGAAGACUCAGUUCAUUUGUGAAACCAAAUGAAUUCACAGAUUUACCAAAUACCAUGUCAGCUUGGCAAAUUUGUGGGUACAGUGGAUUGGAAUCUUUAAAGUUGAUCAAUACUGUGGAAGUACCUCCUCUUUCACGCCCAAAUGAUGUCUUAGUUAAAGUGAAUGCAGCAUCAGUAAAUGCACUUGAUGUAAUGAUGACAGAGGGUUACGGCCACCAGGUUUUUGAAAAAUUUAAUAAACUGAAAUCAAGUGUAUUCAGACAAAUGGCAAAUAAUCAGGAUCUUCCAUUAACGUAUCCUGGAAGAGACUUUGCAGGUGUUGUUCAAGCUGUGGGUGGAAGUGUCACAGGAAUUAAACCUGGUGAUGAAGUCAUGGGGGUUAUUCAACCUCCCUUACCAGGAUCCCAUGCUGAAUAUCUUGUAGCUUCAGCAUGCAACAUGAAACACAAACCAGAAAACUUGACCAUGGAAGAAGCAGCUUCUAUUCCUUAUGCUGGCCUCACUGCUUGGUCAGCAUUAAGUAUCACUGCUGAGCUAUGUAUUGGCUCUAAAGGUAAAAGGGUGCUUGUGCUUGGAGCAGCUGGAGGAGUUGGCACAAUAGCUAUACAGCUUUUGAAAAAUUGGGGCACAUUGGUUGUUUCAACAGGGUCCUCAGAAGCAAUUCCUUUUCUUUUGCAAUUAGGAUCUGAUUUUGCAGUUGACUACACCUCUCCUGAAGCAGAUUCUGAGUUACAACAGUUUGGGGGGUUUGAUGUGAUAUUGGAUUGUACUGGUCGAACUGAGAAGUUCUCGUACAGUCUGUUGAAACCCUGGGCAAACGCUAAGUACGUAACUUUAUCUCCGCCUACAUUGCGAAAUUUUGACGAACACGGAAUGAUUGGAGGAUUGAUGAAGAAUGGGUUGGAUUUACUGGCUGCAAACUCUACAGCCAUAAUAGAGGGUAAAACAUUGCGAUGGGCUUAUUUUAUCCCAAGCUCAACUGCACUCACGCAACUGGUUGAUUUAGCCCGACAGAAGAAGUUGCAACCGUCCAUCGAUAGUGUGUUCUCCUACGAUCAACUACCAGAAGCUUAUGCCAAAAUGAAAGGAGGGCAUAAGCACGGUAAAAUUAUUGUUCAAAUGUAAAGCAGGAGUUUUUCAUCUUUUUUUGUAAUUUAGUGAUCAAGGUAAAAAGAAUUUUAGGGUGAAGUCCAUUAAGAUAAUAUACAUUUUCAGACUAUGAAAUAUAAAUUGUGUAUUAA